CCGGCCUGGGCCUAUCGUCCCCUAAGCCCGACGCCCGAAUCAGACGCUCGCUGACUCAGCCCGUGCACUUCUCGCUUAGCCCACUGGCGCCACGCAAAAAUAUCCCACGCCCACCCGCCUGUCCUUCUUUUCGAGCCGCCAUCGACGACGACUGAGGAAGACAUCUGUUGUCUAGGUCGCCAUGCAGAUCUUCGUCAAGACCCUCACGGGCAAGACUAUCACCCUUGAGGUGGAGUCGUCCGACACCAUUGACAAUGUCAAGUCCAAGAUCCAGGACAAGGAGGGCAUCCCCCCCGACCAACAGCGCUUGAUCUUCGCCGGCAAGCAGCUCGAGGACGGCCGCACUCUGUCCGACUACAACAUCCAGAAGGAGUCGACCCUUCACCUCGUGCUCCGCCUGCGUGGUGGUGCCAAGAAGAGGAAGAAGAAGGUCUACACCACCCCCAAGAAGAUCAAGCACAAGAGGAAGAAGACCAAGCUCGCCGUCCUCAAGUACUACAAGGUCGACGGCGACGGCAAGAUCGAGCGCCUCAGGAGGGAGUGCCCGCAGGAGCAGUGCGGUGCUGGUGUCUUCAUGGCCGCCAUGCACAACCGCCAGUACUGCGGCAAGUGCCACCUGACCUACGUCUUCGACGAGUCCAAAUAAGCGCUCGACCUUGAGCCUCUCUGUGCGCGACUGGAGGGUACGAUGCCCCGGUUCAACGGCAUGUGCUGGUAGUCACGACGACAAUAUGUAGCUGGAGCUAAAUUCAAAAAUGAAAAAAGCGC
Molecule: messenger RNA, 768 nt
Organism: Aplosporella prunicola CBS 121167
Lineage: Eukaryota; Fungi; Ascomycota; Dothideomycetes; Botryosphaeriales; Aplosporellaceae
Exons: 4
Coding region: 182-646 (154 amino acids)
Biological process (GO): modification-dependent protein catabolic process; translation; protein ubiquitination
Cellular component (GO): cytoplasm; nucleus; ribosome
Molecular function (GO): structural constituent of ribosome; protein tag activity; ubiquitin protein ligase binding
Source: RefSeq, a predicted model, not a curated record